GACAGGUAGGCGUUGGUGUUAUAAGGUGAGAGCUGCCUUUUUGAAUGCAUUCAGUCGUUCUGACUGCUGCAGCUUUUUUCGCAGCUCACGUUUGAUUUAACUGCCCCCGUUUUAAGUACACAUCUUGCCCAUCGCAGUCAUGAUUCGGAACUUUAAAACAAAAUCGAGGACGUUUCAGGAGAUAAAGGAGGAGUGCUUGCAGCGCAAAAUUAUUUUUGAAGAUCCCGACUUCCCAGCAAGUCUGUCCUCACUGCAUAUUAAAGUCCAGCCGACGGUCAUCACACAGUCUAGCAAUUUCAUUGAGUGGAAGAGACCUUGGGAACUCGUUCGUCACCCAGAAUUCAUUGUGUCUGGAGCCACCAGAGCUGACAUUAACCAAGGCAUUCUACCUGACUGUUGGCUCCUCUCCGCCAUCGCAUCGCUCACCCUCUACCCACAUCUGCUGGCCAAGGUGGUGCCCAUGAAGCAGAGCUUCCACGAGGACUACGCUGGCAUUUUCCUCUUCCGUUUCUGCCAGUACGGCGAGUGGGUGGACGUGCACGUGGACGACCGCCUGCCCACCCAGAACGGGCAACUCGUGUUCGUGCAGUCGGGCACCGGCAACGAGUUCUGGAGCGCCCUGCUGGAGAAAGCCUACGCCAAGUUGAACGGCUGCUAUGAGGCGCUGGCGUACGGAUUCCCCGUCGAGGCCCUCUGUGACUUCACUGGAGGUGUGGGCGAGACGUUCACGAUGGACCGGGCCCCCCACGACUAUUGGGACGGCAUUUCCCGUGCCAUCAAAAAGGGCGCCAUCAUCUGCUGCGGAAUCAAGGGCCGUGGAGAGAAGGAGACGGCAGUGGGUUUGGUGGAGGGACACGCCUACUCAAUAACAGGCGUGGUAAAGCUCAAAUUCCCGGAGAAGACAGUUCAGUUGAUACGAGUUCGGAACCCCUAUGGCAAGGUGGAGUACACGGGGCCGUGGAGUGACGGAUCCACGACGUGGAACGAGGUGUCGGAGGAAGAACGGAAACAUCUGCACGUGAGAGCGGAGGAUGGAGAGUUUUGGAUUUCAGACAAGGACUUCAGGAAGAACUUCCACCUGGUGGAGAUCUGUCACCAUGGCUCGGAGGUGGAGAUCGAGCACAGGAAGAAGAACGUGUGGAUCAGCGAGUCGCACAACUCCAUGUGGCUCAAGGGCCUCAACGCUGGCGGCAGUCGCCGGAACCGCGAAUUUCCACUGAACUACCAGUUCUUCCUCACGCUGUUGGAGGAGGAUAACGUCAUGGACGUCUGCCAUGGCUGCCACUUCCUCCUGUCGCUCACGCAGAAACACCGCAGGAAGUUACGCAAAAUUGGAAUCGACUUCGUCCCCAUCGGCAUUUAUAUUUACAAGGCGGUGGUGCCCGGCAAGAAGCUGACCCCACAGCAGUUGCGCAAGGAGAAGCCCUUGGUCGACAUCCCAGAGUUCAUCGCGCGCAGGGAGGUGACCAUGCGGGCGACUCUCCCGCCUGGCAACUACAUCAUCAUUCCCUGCACCGAAUCGGCGGGCCAGGAGUCGCAGUUCCUGCUGCGCAUCUUCAUGGAGAAGGUUCAGCCGCACCAGGAACCUAAACCACUCACCGUGCCAAAGGUCAACCCUCCUGCCGCAGAUAACUUUGAUAUGGAGGAGUGCUUCCUACAGCUGGCUGGCAAGGAACAACUCGUCAAGGCAGACAAACUUCAGGAGCUCCUCAAUCUUGAAAUUCAGAAAUGCAUCACAGACACGACGGCGGUGGUCAAGUUCUCCAUGGAGAGCUGCCGCGUCUUGGUCUCGCUGUUCGACAUUGACAACUCUGGACAGCUGGGAUAUGAAGAAUUUAUUCACGUCUGGGAAUUCAUCAAAAUGAGUCUGAAGGCCUACAAGAUGUGCGAUGUUGACAAGUCGGGUACCCUCAGCAGUACGGAACUUCCCAUGGCUUUGGAGCAUGCAAGAUUCAAGGUGGGCAAGCUGAUGCAACGACUGAUCAUGAUGCGCUUCUCCGAGCCAAACCUCACCAUAAGCUUCGACUGUUUCGUCUGCUGCCUUGCCAAGAUGUACGCUGCCUUCAACAUCUUUAACUCGCUUGAUGCAGCUGGAACGGGAACCAUAACCCUGAACCUCCAUGAGUGGAUGAAGUUCAUGAUCUACAGCUAAAUCGACAGGAGAAACAACAUAACCAUGCUUGCAGCUUUUGCUUAUGUAUCAUGACGGGUGGCCUGCUUCAUGAAAAUCAAAUGCUCGUGAAUACGUUUAUAGUUAAUUGCAGGCACUGUACACUGUGGCUUCCACUCUAAACAUAUGAGCUGACUGUGAACCUCAGAAGCACUGCUGGACUUCUAAAUUCAGCUGAACAAUUAUCAGGAACCACCUAAGGUCCUCGAUUCCAUUAUCUGGGGUGCUUCCAAAACCACUUUAUGUUUGACCGCCAUUUUAUAACUUUCAAGGUAUAUUGUACCUUGUUUUUGACUAACUUGUCUUCCCACAAAUGUAUGUGUUCAAGGCAGUGUGCACAAUACAGCUUUGAUGUGUACCCUUGAACUAGGAAGACCUCCACAGUAUAAGUUUUCAGGAAAAAAUUUCACUUUUUAAUAAACCAAGACACUAACUUGAUACGAACAAGAUGCUGUGCAUAUGCAAAUAUUUCUGUUCAUAUUCAUUCACAAUACGCAUGCCGAGUAAAUAAUAAUUAACCAUACUUGAAAACAAACAUAGUAAACUUGGAAAUGUGAUGCAAUACAACACAGAGUCGGCCAAAAAAACAGUCAACACCCCACCUGUUUUCAAGUUUACUAUGUUUGUUUUCUCAUUCAUUCGUACCUGAUGAUGGUUGCUUAUUUUGCAAUCGAAACGUCGUAUUCUAUUAUUAUUUAAUUGAAUUUCUUUCUACGCGACUUUACCGAAAGAACCAAAGAGUACUUCCUGCAGUCACGAAAGCUUCGAAUAAUAAUUGACCGGUUUACAAACUGCAAUAAAAUUUAACUUGAUUACUCACCUUUUCAAAUUUUGUAUUUGCUAAUACAGGGGACCCCUUCCCCGCUUUCAAGACCUUUCCUGUGGUUACGAAGACCCCCACAGUAACGCCCAAAGCUCGUAUCGACGACCACCGAACGACUGCUUCCGACGCAGUGAAUUGGCGACGAAUCCGCGCAUGCCAUGCUCACACUCGUCGCCAGACUCCCCUGCUUUGCUCUUCCGCCGUAUGUGAUGUAGAAGAACCCGAGUCUUCAUAGCUGUCAACCCAUACGGGUUACCCGUGUUCUUGUGCAGGGAAAUCGAGUUCAGGACCAUACGGCGUACAGCCGUUUCAGUACGCGCAAAAACAAACUGUCUGUAUUUCUCGCUUGUGAUGCGACUUUGUAGGAUGAACGUUGAGAUGUAUAAGGGCACGGGGUGACCAAUGUCUGAAUUGGUCUGCGCCGAGAGCGAACAGCAGCAUCUCUCUCAACGCUCUUCGCUUUUGUCAAUUUUCUGCAAAAAUUCGCCUUUCGCGACGUCUGAGAAUAGAAAAUGUGAUGCACAUGCCUCAAAGUACUUAACGAUGUUUAAAUGUUUGUUUUUACUUCAUGUUGGGAAAUGUUAUAUUGAGCUACCAUGUUUCUUCGGGUUAUUUUCAUUUAUUUUCGUGGUCAAUUUUGGUAUUUUUAUGGAAUGUAAUGGGUUUCCCGGAACGGAACCACAAUGUAUAACGCUGCUGCGCCUAUGGGAAAUGAGGGUUCCAAUUACGACGGCUCCACUUGCGAGUGUCGUCCAGGAACCAAUUAGGUCGUAAGUGCGUGGCUCACCUGCAUACUCGCACCAUAUUUUUUAUAAUUUCACUAAUUGUAACACUUCCAGAGGUCGUCUACUCACCAUUGCAUGUUCAAGGAAGAACCCGUCUCUUCAUCAGACCUCCUCCUGGUCGUUUUCCUCAUCAGCCGAAGUCACACCACUGCCAGAUGAAGGCCUCCCAACCCGUUUCCAUCUCUCACGAUUCCGCGAUGCAAUAAUCCACCUAACACUUCCAAACGAGCUUUCCUCGCUCCAUCUCUUCAAUGAAUGUCCUCUCAGAAGCCUCCCGUUCAUUGGAUGUCACUCCCCUUCACUAUUCUUGACCAUCUUCCAUCAUCCGUUUUUUGUUCAUUAAAAUCCACACACCUUUCAUGAAAUAAAGGAUCUUC
Molecule: messenger RNA, 4155 nt
Organism: Lethenteron reissneri (Far Eastern brook lamprey)
Lineage: Eukaryota; Metazoa; Chordata; Hyperoartia; Petromyzontiformes; Petromyzontidae
Product: calpain-9-like
Biological process (GO): proteolysis
Cellular component (GO): cytoplasm
Molecular function (GO): calcium ion binding; calcium-dependent cysteine-type endopeptidase activity
Source: RefSeq, a predicted model, not a curated record